Messenger RNA from Linum trigynum, 2931 nucleotides. NCBI's taxonomy places the organism in Eukaryota, Viridiplantae, Streptophyta, Magnoliopsida, Malpighiales, Linaceae. The record is from the annotation of a GenBank genome assembly.
AAAAAAAAUCAUCCAAGUACCUCAACAGAACAAAUUAUUCUUUUGCUCAUCAUCAACGCAGCAGUAUUAGCGUACAAAUAUCGAGAUGGAGAAAUCAUCCGUCAAACUCAUCUCUAUGUGACUUGUUCUCUUCGUCGUCGUCGCUCAAUGUACGUAAUCAUCUUCUCGAAUCUCUUCUCCUGUUCCUACAUUCUUAAGAAAAAGAAAAAUAAUUGACCACAUCCAAAUACUUAUGUUUCAAACUUUUGACUCAGCAUCAACCAUAUAUUAUGAAUUUUUAUUUUUUUUAAUUUUUUUGACAGAUGGAGAAAUGACAAGAUUUGGAGUAGAGGCAGAUCUUAGUUGCACAAAAGAUAAAGAGUGCUUCAAGAUUUGCAAAACUGGGUGCCACGACAUCCCCGGAUUUAUUCAUUGUCGGUGUGUCAGUAAUAUAUGCAUGUGUAUGCGCCCUGACGCCGCCGGCGGGCCCAUUCCCGUCAACGUGACCGCCGGUGCUAUAUAAUCUAUAAUAUUUAGUUAAUAAAAUCAAUAAAUUGUAGUUGGUGUCUCGGUGAUUUUAGUCAUUUUAAUGCAUUAUUUUUUGUCGAAAAAAUCGCUUACAUUAACCAGAAGUAACAAGUUACCUAAAACUUAAAAUAUCCGACUUCGACUUUGCACUCAAUGUCGAUAACUCCAGAUAUUUAUCAUGCACCUUGAUGGCCCGACCCCUCCAGUCGAGCAUCCAUAUCUUUCCAGUCAAUGACAAAAUAUUCUUACUAAAGUAAAAUGCCAAUUUCUAGAGAUCCACUCCAUGCCCACGAUGCCCCUCCAUACUCUAGACGCGAACAGAAGAGGGAAUAGAGAUCGUCAUGUCGCAACUCUUUGGUUGACUUAAAAAAAAUUAUGUCGAUUUCUCGUUCAUCGUAACAGAGAAUGAAGGAGUAGAAAUACACUAUCGAAUCCAGUUGAUCCAAGUAGCACAAAAGCCCAACCGAUGCAGCAACACUACGAGUAAGUGUUGUAUCUCUUCUUGAGUUAGUUUCCUUCGAAUUUGUAAGGCGGAUACUCAUGUAUUGGUCUAUGAGGAUUUAUGGAUAUAUUUUCUUUGUUUACAUUCUAUCUAUAUUUUCAUUACUCUGAAAAAAAAAGCCUUUUAAGUUUUUAUCUUAAGCUUAUGCGUCACUCUAAUGUAUUAAUUAAUUACUAUCUCAAAUAAAUAAAUAAACCUGAAAAACCUGACAGUCGGUGCUGGCUUCCUUCCCUGCUUGCCCUAAUUCUAUAAGACGGGGAUCUCGUUGCUUGCUCGCUCCCCUGAAUCGCAACCGAGAGAAAUUCACGGCGGCUUUCUCUCCGGUCGACGGCGGUGGCGAUGCUCUAUUUAGGUAAUUUGCGUUCACGAAUUCUUUAAUUAGCUCCGACGGAAUAAGGGUAGAAAGAAGAAAGAUAGUCAGAUAGCGAUUACUGCUUGCCCUAAUUCGCUCAGAAUGCGACCCGAGGUAAUAGGGUUGCGAUUUCUGCCGACCGAUCAGGAAUUGGUAAUCGGUUACUUGCUCGGCAAGCUAACGGGGAUGCCGCUUCCUUCCGACAAGCACGUUUUCGACUGCGAUCUCUACGGCGGCGAGGAGCCGUGGGAGAUUUGGACGAGAUUCCGCGGCGGCGGAGCUUGCUCUGGUUUUCGCUAUUUUGGAGACGACGAAGCAGAGGAUCUAUACUUCUUGACGCCUCUAAAGAAGAAGAAUCUGAAUGCCAUCCGAUUAGACCGGAGCGUGGGUUCCUGCGGCGGGUCUUGGCACGAGGAGUCCAGCAACGCGUCCACCUCUUCCGACGGCCGGAUUUCGUGGGUCAUGAAGAGGCUCUGCUACAAGAGGAAGAACAACAAGAAGAAGAAGAAGAAUCAGCAGCAGCCUAACUAUGGCGGCGGCGGAGGGUAUGACGAUCAGGUAACGUGGAUUAUGCACGAGUACAGCUUGGAUCAGCCGCUUCCGUGGCUGGGGCUCGACGGCGCGUCGUUCAAAAGCCAUGCGCUCUGCCGAAUUCGGAAGAAGGAAACCGCUAAUUACAAGAAAAGGAAGCUUGCGGAGCCGCCCAGGGUGUUCCUUGUUGAAAUUGACGAGGAUGGCUACAGGGAAGACGAGAAGAUGGAAAUUGGGCCGCCGGCAGCUCUUACUACUGCUACUACCACUUCCUUCUCCGAUCACUCUGUUUCCGAUGCCGCCGCAAUCCCCGAUUUCAAGAUCAUUAGUGCUUCUUCUUUUUUCCCUUACUACUCUGUCCCCACUGCCGCCACUGCUACUACUUCUUCCGACCACUGUGUCCCCGCUCCCGCCAUUGUUGCUACUUCUUCUUCUUCCACCCACUGUGUCCCUGCUACUACCUCAGGUGACGACUCUGCUUCAACACCCACAUUGUUGCUAGCAGCUGAGGUGCUGGUGUCACCGAAUCCGGAUUGGGAUGUGUUGGACUUCGGGGAGUUUCUUCAGGAUGAUGAAUUUUGCGGUGGUGCUGCUGAAUUCUGCUGCCAGAGUAAUGGCAAUGCUCUGCCUUUGAGCUGCUAGGUAAUUAAGUAAAUUAAAAGGGAAAAGUCGUGGAACUAAGAUUAGAGCAUCAUUAAUCCCCCUAAUUAGUAAUUAGUGCCCCCUCCUGAUCUUUGGCCAAAUAGGCCAUCUUUUGACUGAUCAUCAUUAACUAUUGAGUUCUCAUGAGAAGGGGAUUAUGUCUUGAUUUACUGUUAAUUUCUGUUGGCGGGUGAUCAGUGAUGAACAGUGAAUGAGAUUGAGAAAUCAAUAGCUUUUUUUGCUCUUGGCCCUUGCAUCAUGUAGCAAGUAGAGCAACUAGCAAGUCGAUUCACUUGCUAGGAAGUAGGAGUGGUUUAAAAACCACGGUUAAUUGAACUAUUAAUCACAUAAUUGAAGACUCGUUUUUUUUCCCUUAAAAUGAAUAUAAAAAUCGCUA